Penicillium subrubescens is the source of this 1824-nucleotide messenger RNA. RefSeq lists its product as uncharacterized. The transcript has 4 exons. Gene Ontology annotation, cellular component: ESCRT I complex. The record is from RefSeq and is a predicted model, not a curated record. NCBI's taxonomy places the organism in Eukaryota, Fungi, Ascomycota, Eurotiomycetes, Eurotiales, Aspergillaceae. Gene Ontology annotation, biological process: endosome to lysosome transport; protein transport; protein modification process. Gene Ontology annotation, molecular function: ubiquitin binding. The coding region runs from base 1 to 1824 and encodes 607 amino acids.
AUGGCGGUCCCCCAGCGGACGCUGACCUGGCUAUACUCAGUCUUGUCCAAGGACCAUCACGACCCUAAACAAACCUACCACGAUCCCAACCGGACCUACCACGAUGUUGCCAAUGCGCUCGCCCAGUACCCCUCGCUCUCCCCGCGGACCGAUGUCUACACAUAUGAGAAUGGCUUCUCGGCGCUCCUCCUCCACCUCGUAGGCACACUCCCGGUCGCCUUCCGGGGCACCACAUACCGAUUCCCCGUCGCGCUUUGGAUUCCGAAUACAUACCCUCGGGAGCCUCCGAUCAUCUAUGUGACACCUACACAGGAUAUGGCGGUCCGUGUUGGGCAGCAUGUGACCCUGGAGGGGCGGGUAUAUCAUCACUAUUUGGCCCACUGGGCGGAGGCCUGGGAUAGGUCAACUAUUUCCGAUAUGCUGUCAAUUCUCCGAGAAGUGUUCGCCAAAGAACCUCCAGUUCGAUACAGGCAACCGAUGGCCCCUCAAGCCCAGCCGCAGCAGGCUCCCGUGCAGACACCACCCCCGGUACCUCCUUUGCCUCCUGGAAUGGGACCUUCGACAGCUCAAGCUCCGAGUCCAGCACACAGUCAAUCUCCCAGUCGGGCAGCAAAUACUCCACCACAGCUGCCCCCGAAACCCGGUGUUAGUGCAGAGGCUCAACCGCCGCCUGCACAAGGCGCAGAGCGAUAUCAAUCCCCUCCUCCGCUCCCUCCAUUGCCGCCGAAGGGACAUGAUGUCUCUCGAGGUUCCGUCUCGGGUCAUAUGGGUGUGAUGAGUCCAGGAAGUCGAUUAUCUCGGCAAUUCGUUCCGGCGCAACCGCCUAUACAACCUCACAUGCAACCAGUCCCAGCGGCUUAUAGCAGAACCCCCGGGGGGCCCAUUAGCCCUGGUGCUGGCUAUGCUCCCCAUGCAGCUUUGCCCCAUCAAGCUGGACCGUCUGCUGGACCUCAAAUACCGUUGUCGCAACAGCAGCAACAGUCAUACGCCCAACCAAUACCCCCAGCACAUCCCUCUCAAUAUCCGGGAUACCAGCCACCUGGCCAGCAUCAACAGCAACAGCCACAGCCACAAGGACCUCCAUAUUCAGAGCGCUCUUCCUACUCACAGAGCAACUAUCAAACCCCACUGCCAGCAGCACCAGCACCAAAGAAAGAAACCCAGGAUCUCCUCACAUCCCCCUUCGAGCUCGAACUACCAUCAUUCACCCACACAGGGCCAGCACCUCCCAUCCCCCCAAAUCCCGAGAAAGACGCCCUACUCAACGCCGUCUCGCAAACCUUCGCUGAGACUCUAAACAGCCACGCCGCACAAUCCGACUCGGCGGCGCAAUCCCUCGUCUCACAGUCCCACUCUCUCCAAGCCGCCAUGGCAACUCUCCAGGCCGAAGUGGCAUCCCUCAAUGCCCUCCAUUCAACCCUCCAAUCCAACACCUCAAUCUUACAACAAACCAUCCACCGCGCAGACGCAACCAUCGCAGACGCCCAGGCCCGCUCCGCAUCCAGCGGUCCCGGUCACGGUGCCGGUCUCUCUUCUUCAACCACAACUGGCCCUGCAGACUCACACCCCGGUCUCCCUGCUAUCGACGAAGUCCUCGUCGCGCCAACGGUAGUAGGCAAGCAACUGUACGAUCUCGUCGCGGACGAACAGGGCCUGCAACAUGCCCUGUAUGCGUUGCAGUCUGCAUUGGUGCGCGGUGUGAUUGGGGUUGAUUCAUGGUCGAGACAUACUCGUGGUCUGGCGCGGGAGGCGUUUUUGAAACGUGCGUUGAUCCGGAAGAUUGGGCGUGGGAUGGGUUUGGAGGAGAGUGUGACUGCGGUGUGA